UCUCGACCCUUUCGGCGAACAGAGAGCACGUGUCUGCUUGCCGGUUACGUUUAGCUCAUUUUAUCGUAUAAAACUUCGCGUCAGGCUUGUAGCUUGUCGAAGCUUGGUGACUAACAAUCUAAGGAUUGUGAUCGUCGUAUAGACAGGUUAAUAUGAAUCCUGAAAAGUUGAAGAAGCUUCAAGCUCAAGUACGAAUCGGCGGUAAGGGAACACCCCGACGCAAGAAGAAGGUUGUUCAUGCUACUGCUGCUACAGAUGAUAAGAAGUUACAAAGUUGUUUAAAAAAGUUGUCUGUGAAUACAAUUCCUGGUAUAGAGGAGGUUAAUAUGAUUAAGGAUGAUGGUACUGUCAUCCACUUCAAUAAUCCAAAAGCUCAAGCUAGUUUAUCUGCUAACACAUUUGCCAUUACUGGUCAUGGUGAGAAUAAACAAAUAACUGACAUGUUACCGGGUAUAAUAAGUCAGCUGGGUCCUGAAGGUGUUACACAGUUGAAACGACUAGCAAGUACAGUUUCUGGAAGCACAGUUGGUAAAUCAACCUUGGAAGAAGAUGAUGAGGUGCCAGAUUUAGUGGAGAACUUUGAUGAAGCUAGCAAAGAGGAGGUUGCUCCAAAAAAGGAAGUGGAUGAAAAUGAUAAGGCAGCUGGUGAUAAAAAAGAAGCUGUUACGAUUGAUGAAAAGAAAGAAGCUCCCUUAGCUACACCUGAAGCUUAAAGUGUUCAGUAACAAGCUAUUUCAUACAACCAACAGUUGUAAUUGACAAGUCGAGUAAUACAAGUUGCAAAAGCAAUGCGUAAACGAAGUAUCACUAUACAUACGUUAUAAAUAUUUGACAUACACUAUAAUAAUGCUAUAUGAGUAACAGUUAACAAGAAAUAAAAAAGGCUGUUACAGAAAUCAAAAGUUUCUACAGACAAUGUUCUUUACUUUGUUGCAUUUGCUAAAAGGUAGACUUUGCUUUGAAACAGCUAAAAUGAUCUUACUUUCCCUGAAUUAAUAUUUUUUAAUAUUAUGCGCGAAUGACGAAUGGUGUUUGAAUUUUUGACGCUUAAUUCGAAUAUUCAUUCACGUGAGGCGCAGCGUGAAUUUAUAAUUUUUAUUAUGAUCAUAUAAUACGAUCAUAUCUUUCUCAUGGUCUCACAUUGUGUUCGCAAUGUGUUUUUACUUGUCGAGAGUAAACUCCAAGAAUUUAUAGAAAUAUAAUUAGAGAGCGAAAUGAAAUUCCGGCAAGAGAUAAUAAUAACUUUCCGCCUAUUCGCAGUAUAGGGGAAAGAAGUUUAUAUGCAUUGUAGAAAAAAAGAAAGACGCGCGAAGUACUGAUGCACCUCUAUUUUAAUCGAAAUUGAUAUACGGAUAAGGAUAGUUUUUUGCAAUAGUGUUCCAGCGUGAAAAAAUGAGGUGUAAUAUUUUGUAAUGUAAUCUGUGAAAUAAAUUCAUUUGCUGGAAAUGCGGUUUUCUACUUAAAAUUCAUGUUCUCUGAAUAACUAUAGUCGUACUUUGCCGAUAUUUAUAUCUUCUCAUCCAUAGAAUAGAUCUGUAAUAACUGUAAUUAUGAAAAUAUAAGUACUCUCUGUAUAGUAACAGUUUUUCUUAACAUUUUCCAUUAACAAUUUCUAUUUUACACUGUUUGUAACUAUAAUUAUGUUCAUUUCUUUCAAAUAUUUAGUGUUCCUUUUAAUCAAUUAUGACGCAGAUUAAAAAGAAUAUAAUGGAGGUAACAUUUUUAAAAUUUUUACUAACUAUAUCUUAAGCACAAAAAUAUUGAUUUCCUUUUAUUAUUGUACAGUUUUCUUAUAUCAUUUAGCAGAAGUAACAUUUAUUUGGCAACUAUUUGUAUAUGUCUCGAUAGGCAUGAUGUUCAUUACGAAACAAACGAACAAAUAAACAUAGUAUAAAGUUA
This is a messenger RNA of Bombus pyrosoma, 1899 nucleotides long. It is a transcript of the gene bic, whose product is annotated as transcription factor BTF3 homolog 4. The transcript is spliced from 4 exons. Gene Ontology annotation, cellular component: nascent polypeptide-associated complex; cytosol. The record is from RefSeq and is a predicted model, not a curated record. NCBI's taxonomy places the organism in Eukaryota, Metazoa, Arthropoda, Insecta, Hymenoptera, Apidae. The coding region runs from base 153 to 713 and encodes 186 amino acids.